GCGCGAAAUUCGGCCGGCGCGCACUCCAGUCAUGAUGCGACCGCGGUUCAUCCGAGAAUUUCUAUUUUUAAAACGCGCGCGACCGACCACCGGACGACUGUCGUCGUCGCCGUCGCCGUCGUUGUGUACGCGUGUCUUAUUUUUCGUAAUAAUAUUAUAAUAGUCCUAUUGUAUAAUAAUGUACAGCGCAUGAUGUACAACCACAACAACAACAACAACAACAAUAAUAAUUAACAUUAUAAUAAUCGGCCAGCAAAAGGACGUAGGUACCUACUACAUAAUAGAAUAUAGUAUAGUAUAGUAAUAUUAUUCACAGCUUGCUAGUUAUAAAAAUCCACUGUCGUCGGCGUAAUAAUAAUCGCAUAUUAAAAUAAAAAAUCUGCUGCUCCCUUCCACAUCCAUCCACCCACCCCAUUGGCAUUACGGACCGAAAAUAAUCAGCCAUAGAUUUUAAAUCGUGACCUACAAACAGACGCGGUCUCAUCGACUUGGGCACGCGCUACUCAUAUCAAUCUUAUCGCGUAUAUCGUCGGCGGUAAUACAUACCGUCAAGUAGACAGAAGGUACUUGAGGUAGAUUAGAUACGAUAUAGGUGUGUAUAUUACGCGGCGCAGGUGGUCGGCCGCGCGCGCUAAAAUAUAAAGUAUAGACGCCGGGCGGGCACGACGUUGGUCCGCAGCUGAUGAGGGCCGGAGCACCGUCGGUAGUCGCAGAAUGAGAAUACAACACGCUGACAUCACGAUGAUGUUCACCGGCAACAGGAAGAGGAGUUGUAGCAACAACUCACAAAAACGGCAGACGUCGGACAACCGGUCCCGCAGCAACCACCGUUCCGAGAGCAGAGGUCGAAGUAAAAUUCCACAAGGGUUACCUCCUACUAGUUACAAUUUAGCUGAUGGAGAUUUAGCAGAUAGCUUACAACAACGAGUUGAUAUAGCUAGAGGCCACGCGAUUACUAAAAGACGUGGUGCGAUUAAACACCAAAAAGUACACAUCGUAAAAGGGCAUAAGUUUUUAGCUAAAUUUUUCAGACAGCCGACAUUCUGUGCAUUUUGCAAAGAUUUUCUAUGGGGUUUUGGAAAACAAGGAUAUCAAUGUCAAUCUUGUCAAACUGCUGUACAUAAAAAAUGUCACGACAAACUUCUUAUACAAUGUCCAGGCACCGGGCGAGAUACAGAAAGCACAGUGGUGAGUCAAUCAAACUACAAAUGAAAUAGGCUAUUGUUAUUCAUUU
This is a messenger RNA of Acyrthosiphon pisum (pea aphid), 1234 nucleotides long. Its product is annotated as putative protein kinase C delta type homolog. Gene Ontology annotation, molecular function: protein serine/threonine kinase activity. Gene Ontology annotation, cellular component: cytosol. The transcript is spliced from 6 exons. Lineage: Eukaryota; Metazoa; Arthropoda; Insecta; Hemiptera; Aphididae. Bases 715 to 1212 code for a protein of 165 amino acids. Gene Ontology annotation, biological process: intracellular signal transduction; phospholipase C-activating G protein-coupled receptor signaling pathway. The record is from RefSeq and is a predicted model, not a curated record.